Molecule: messenger RNA, 810 nt
Organism: Stereum hirsutum FP-91666 SS1
Lineage: Eukaryota; Fungi; Basidiomycota; Agaricomycetes; Russulales; Stereaceae
Exons: 2
Coding region: 1-810 (269 amino acids)
Biological process (GO): negative regulation of DNA-templated transcription
Molecular function (GO): DNA-binding transcription factor activity
Source: RefSeq, a predicted model, not a curated record
AUGGACAAAGCCGACCUCGAAACCUACCAAGUCCAGCUCUCCCAAGUCGAACUCGCGCUCUCCGCCGACCCCGAAAACACAGAACUCGUCUCCCUCCGCUCCGAACUCAUCGAACUCAUCGACCUCACCCAAACCUCGCUCGCACAGAACGCUGCCGCAUCUUCGGCCGCUUCGUCAUCCCAUCAUAAAGCUUCUGAAGGUUCGGGUUCUGGUUCGGGGUCGGGGUCACGCAAGUCUGGAGGUGGUGGUGGUGGUGGGACGGGAGGAGGAGAGAAGCAGGUGUGGUCGGCGGGGGACGAGUGUCUUGCGAAGUAUAGCGGGGAUGGGGCUUGGUAUCCCGCGCGUAUCAAUUCCGUAGGUGGAUCGGCGGAGAAGAGGAUGUACAGUAUCCUUUUCAAAGGGUACAACUCGACUGAAAUGCUCGAAUCGAACGCGCUCAAGCCCUUGCCCGCGAACUACGCCUCGACUGGCCCGUCAUCAUCGAAGUGGGGCGGGGGAGGAGGGAGCAAGCGGAAGAUAGACGCGGUGGAGGAGGCGGAGAGGGAUAAGAAACGGAAGAAGAACGAGAAGAAGUUGGAGGUGAGGGCGGCGAAGGCGAAGGAGCAGACGCAGAAACAGGCGUCGUGGCAGAAGUUUGCGAAGAAGUCGGAGAAGAAGGGGGUGCAUAUCGCUGGGGUGGCGGGGACGAGUAUAUUCAAGACGCCGGAUAAUCCGCUUGGGAAGGUUGGCGUUACGGGCAGUGGGAAGGGUAUGACGGAGUAUCAUUCGAAGAACAAGCACAAGUUCGAAGCGACCCAGGAGCAGCCAUGA